Molecule: messenger RNA, 1056 nt
Organism: Rotaria socialis
Lineage: Eukaryota; Metazoa; Rotifera; Eurotatoria; Philodinida; Philodinidae
Source: the annotation of a GenBank genome assembly
AUGCAUAAAAAUCGGGAAUCAGUUCUAGCUAUGGACCGAACAGAAACAAACAAUCCUACCAUUGAUUCUUCAAAAUUUCAAAAUGGAUCAAUGACAUUCAGACUUUACAUUUAUAUGUUUUGGAUGGAUUAUCUUUUAAUGGCUUUAUUAGGCGGUUUCGCUCUUGGUGUUUAUUUUCUUCGAACGAUACCCAAUCAUCUUUUUCCUAUUUAUUUUGCCGAUGGUGAAAUCGUUAAUCCUGAAUUUGGUUAUCCAUUUCGUAAAGAGAUUAUUCCAAUAUGGUUAGCUGUACUGUUAUCGUUUAUUAUUCCAUUUGUAAUUAUAAUGUUAAUGCAAAUACGUAUACGUAGUUUUAAUGAUGCUAAUACAGCCAUCAUGGGUCUUUUGUUCUCAUUGAUAUCGGCUGGAGUUUUUCAAGUAUUGAUUAAAUGGCUUAUUGGUGGUUUGAAACCAAAUUUUCUUUCCAUUUGUAAACCAAAUAUCAGCCCAUCAAUGUCCGGUACAGGAUAUGGCUUUGAUGGUAUUAUGUUUGAUCGUUCAAUAUGUACAGGUGAUGUCAAACAAAUUAAUGAUGCACUCGCAUCAAUGCCAUCAGGUCAUGCAACAGCAGCUUUUGCUGGACUUAUUUAUUGUUCAUUAUAUCUGAAUGCUAAAUUGAAAAUUUUUGCUAACUAUCGUGCACAAUAUUGGAAAUUAGUACUUUUUCAUGCACCAUUACUUGGUGCUGUUCUUAUGGCUUCGUCAGUAACGAUCGAUCAUUCUCAUCAUUGGUAUGAUAUUUUAGCAGGAUCAAUCAUUGGAAUAAUAUUUGCUUUUGGAUCAUAUCGUUUUCAAUAUGCUAGCAUUUGGGAUUACAGAUUUAAUCAUAUACCAUUACCACGAAUUAAUACAGAAGAAGGAUUUGAUUAUCAUCUUGAUCAUCUUGAAGGUUAUCUUAGUGCAUCGAAAAAAGGUGGAUGGAUAAAUGACUCUAUAUAUGGAGCACCCUAUGAUGCAGCAGGAACAUUAACAAUUUUAAAAACAUCAGGAUCAAUGGUUACUGACUUAAGAUUAUAG